Molecule: messenger RNA, 2138 nt
Organism: Peromyscus leucopus (white-footed mouse)
Lineage: Eukaryota; Metazoa; Chordata; Mammalia; Rodentia; Cricetidae
Gene: C2H1orf159
Product: chromosome 2 C1orf159 homolog
Exons: 13
Coding region: 516-1172 (218 amino acids)
Source: RefSeq, a predicted model, not a curated record
UGUGGGACAUGCCCCAGCUUCACAGAAGGACCUGCAUUAUGGGAAGUGAGAUGUCUCUUCCUUUUUUACAGCUGGACAGCCCCUCCCCCAGCUCCAGGCUCCAGACAGCUGUCCAGAGACCUUGAGGGGCAGGUGGGUGCUGACUGUCCCUAGCUGCUGAGCUGCUGAGAGAUUUUUUUCCCCCUGCCUGUUUACAAUGUUUAAAGAGACUGCCCAUCAUAGGGAGCACAAUGCGCAGUCUUCUCAGAAGUGAAGCUCAGGCCGCUAUUGCACAGAGCUGGAGAUGCCCAGUUUACCUGCUCUUUCAUUGCUGCAGUGGCCUCUGCAAAGUAAAAAGUCUUCAUAGAGAGGCCAGAAGAGGAUGCCAGAUCCCCUGGAAUUGGAGUUACAGCCAUGUGGGUUAUAGGAAUUGAACCUAGGUCUUCUGGAAAUACAGCCAAUAUCUCUCCAGGGUCUUGCUAUGUAGUUCUAGUUGGCCUAGAACUCACUAGGUAGACCAACUUGGCUUCAAACUGAUGGAGAUCCACCACACCCAGCUAACUUUUAAGAGAUCUCCCUGUCAGCUCCCCAGCAUGACACUGCAGUGUCUCAUACUCCUGGCUGGCCUCUUGAUGGGAGGCAUGAGCAAGUCUACAGAAAGCAAGGCCCAGCAACCUGAGUGUUGCAUGGAUGUGGUAGACUUCAAUGCUACCUGCCCAGGCACAGGCCUGUGUGGCCCAGGUUGCUACAGGCUCUGGAAUGCAGAUGGGAGUGCUAGCUGUGUCCGGUGCUGGAAUGGAACCCUCCCCACAUACAAUGGCUCUGAGUGCAGAAUUCUCACUGGCCGGGGCAUGCAGUUUCCCAUGAACAGAAGCACAGGGACACCUGGACAGCCACAUUUUGGGACUCCUCAUGUGGCAGCUUCCCUCUUCCUGGGGACACUCUUCAUCAGUACAGGCCUCAUCCUCUCUGUGGCUGGGUUCUUCUACCUCAAGCGCUCCAGUAAACUUCCUGAGGUUUUCUACAGGAAAGACAGAGCCCCUGUCCUGCAGCCUGGUGAAACAGCUGCGAUGGUCCCCCUGCCUCAGUCUUCAGUGAGGAAGCCAAGAUACAUCAGACGUGAGCAGCACCCAGACAAGAAUAGGGAUCCUUCUGCCUUCUCCACAGUGGAGGCCCACAUCAGCAACGUCUGACCUGGAAGUCACCUGAGACUUCACAGCACAGCAUUGGAGACCCAAGGCUCCCUCCCAACACACAAAGGGCCUCGGGCUUAAGAUAGGCCAGAAUUGGCUCCCAGUGACAGAUAUAUACAAAUGCUAAGGGGAGCUAACUUCCAUGCCAUGAGAUCUUCUGUCCCACCCUUACUGUGUGGUUUAACAGGAGUAACCAUCUGUUUGUGAGACCUGAGACUCAAGAGCAAGUCAUAUGGAGUCUGGGCCCCUCAGGAGUCACAGCAAAGUUCCAGCAUCUGUAACAGCUACAAUACAGUCCUGAUCCAAAUGGUCAAAACUUCUGGAGGCCACCCAGUGGAACCCAUGUUAGAUAAGACUCUUUCCAUCACCACCAAGCUAAGAAGAAUGAAACCAAGGCCCAGACAAUGGAGAAAACAACCUGGAAACUGGUACCAGAGAUAGGUUGCUCCAGCACUGGCCUGCUAAUUUAUCUGCUGACCUCCAAGGCAUAGAUUUCUGAGAGUUGCAGAAUUGAGUGUCCUGGGUUUCCUGAUUCCAGAGACCAGCAGAACCUAGUCUCUCAGGGACAGACUCCCAGCCAGCUACCUUUCAGGCUGAAUACUCAUAGUAAAAUGUUUAACCAUGAGGCUUCCAUACCUGAACACUUGUAGGUCACUUGUGUCAUUGGGCUUGUGAGAGCAUGCUGGUCAGUGGUCCUGUCUUUGCUAUUGCAAGCCUCCAGAAGCAGUGCCUGUGAGCUACCAGUGUGGCUGGUGGCAUUGGCCAGUAGCUCCUGUGGAAGAAGGUGCCCUGUUAACCAAUGCCACCCUCCCUCUAUGGGCCAAGGGUGUCUAGCAUCUUCUUCAACAUCAGGCCCACAUCUGAUCUUAAUAAUAGUGUUAUGAGCUUACUUUCCAAUACUUGAACCAGUGGCCAAGAUAGCAGCAGUGAUUUAAAGUUGGACCAAUUAAACUAGACUAGAUUUUC